This is a messenger RNA of Ananas comosus (pineapple), 2129 nucleotides long. Its product is annotated as heparanase-like protein 2. The record is from RefSeq and is a predicted model, not a curated record. The transcript has 10 exons. Gene Ontology annotation, cellular component: membrane; plant-type cell wall. Gene Ontology annotation, molecular function: beta-glucuronidase activity. Lineage: Eukaryota; Viridiplantae; Streptophyta; Magnoliopsida; Poales; Bromeliaceae. Bases 369 to 1985 code for a protein of 538 amino acids.
CGCCGUCCCCAAACAGAUAAAGAGAUCCGAGCCCAACAAGCUCACAGUGAGUAGAGAUUCUCCUAGCGAAAGCUUAGAUAUAUCUUUCGACGCGAAUUUCGCACGAUUUCGAUGCGACGAGACGAAUCUAGCGAGAGCCAAUUCGCCAUUGUUGAUGCUCUUUGCGUGAGUCGUCGAAAAAGCGGAGAAAAUCGGUGAUCGAGCGGGACAGGUGGCACCUUUGGCUUGAAAAUUGGUCCGUUGUCCCUUUCUGCUUUGGGGUUCGCCUGGGAGAUGUUGAAGCUCACAAGAAGGGCCUUCGUGAUCGCCAUUGUUGAUCUUUUUCGAGUGCAUUGAGCUUCUUUGAGCAAAGAACUGGGCUUUGAAGCAUGGAUUUUGGGUUUCUGCUAUUCCUCUUUAUAUGCACUCUUCCUAGAAUUUCGGCUCAAGUGUUUCCGGAGGCAACAGUGAUAGUUAAAGGUUCUUCUAGGACAGCUGAAACCGAUGAUAAUUUUGUCUGUGCCACUAUCGACUGGUGGCCUCCAGAGAAGUGUAACUACGAUCAGUGCCCGUGGGGUCAAUCUUCUAUCCUGAAUUUGGACAUAAACCAUCCUUUUCUAGCUAAAGCUAUCCAAGCAUUCAACCAUUUGAGGAUUAGGCUUGGAGGGUCUUUGCAAGACCAAGUUGUAUAUGGAGUGGAUAAUGUAGAUCCGUGCCUACCUUUUAUGACAGUGUCAAAUGGUUUGUUUGGGUUUUCUAAUGGCUGUCUAAGCAUGGAGAGGUGGGGCAAGCUCAACGAUUUAUUUCAGAGAACAGGAGCCAUUGUUACAUUUGGUUUGAAUGCACUCUCCGGGAGGUCUCAUAUACGUCGUACUAUUUGGGGAGGUGCUUGGAACUCUACUAAUGCUCGUGACUUCAUACAAUACACUAUAUCUAAGGGAUAUGCAGUUGAUUCAUGGGAGUUUGGAAACGAGUUGAGUGGGCAUGGUAUAGGCGCAAGUGUUGAUGCUAAUCUCUAUGGAAAGGACUUAAUUGGGCUUAAAUCAAUUCUUGAUGACUUGUGUAAGAAGUCCAACUCCCAGCCUUUACUAUUAGCCCCUGGAGGCUUUUUCGAUCAGCAGUGGUAUGCUCGGCUCCUUCAGGUUUCAGGCAGGGGCGUUAUCAGUGCUUUGACUCAUCAUAUUUAUAACUUAGGUCGAGGUGAUGAUAUGCAUCUUCUGAGGAAGAUCUUAGAUCCAAAGUACUUGGAUCGGGUAUCAGACAAAUAUAGAGAUCUCCAGCUAACCAUUCAAAGACAUGGCCCAUGGGCUUCAGCCUGGGUUAGCGAAGGUGGUGGGGUCUUCAACAAUGGUGGUCAUCUAAUAUCUAAUACAUUCAUAAACAGCAUAUGGUACUUAGAUCAGCUCGGAAUGGCAGCUAAAUACAACACCAAGGUUUUUUGUCGACAGACUCUCAUAGGUGGCAACUAUGGUCUCCUCGACACAGAAACAUUCAUCCCAAAUCCUGAUUACUACAGCGCACUAUUAUGGCAUCGACUUAUGGGGAAUGCUGUUCUUUCAGUUGAUAUUAAUGCAUCAUCUUUUUUACGUGCCUAUGCUCAUUGCAGAAAACAAAAGCAAGGAAUUUCCCUUCUGUUGAUCAACCUCAGCAACACUACACAAUUCACGAUCACCAUUCAGAAUGACAUGAACAUCGAUCUUGAUGAGAAAAUCAGCAUCAAGAAAACAAAGUCCUUUGUUCGUGUCAUUAAAAGAACAGUUUCAUGGAUCGGAAAGAAAGCAUCAUAUGACGCUGAAAUGAGAGAGGAAUAUCAUCUAAUGGCGAAGGAUGGAUAUCAUCAAAGCAAAACCAUGCUGCUCAACGGCACUCCCUUGGAGAUCGCCGAAGAUGGAGGUAUUCCACCUUUAAAUCCUUCAUUAGUUGCAGUUAAUUCACCCCUAUCUGUUGCUCCUAUGUCUAUUGUAUUUGUAGUCUUGCCAAAAUUCGAGGCUAGAGCUUGUGCAUGAGUGUUCCUUGAAAAUUUUCUUUUUCUCAUAUUUAACCAGUACCAACCAAUACCAAGCCUUGUGUUGUCUGUACCCUUACUACUGUAAAUUUUAUAAAUUCUUUGACAGUUUAAAUGUUAGUAUAAAGCUGUUUGUUUCGUUACA